UCCUUGAAAAUAACAAGAUAUUAUUAUCCACAAAUUGUCCGUUGCAGUGAAAAACAUCAAUAGGAAUGUGAGGUAACUCUGCUACAAUUCUGUGAAUUUGAAGCAAGUUUCAGGUACCUUUUGACCGAGUGAAAUUCCUCCAGAAAAAAAUCGAUAUUUGAGUGAAUUUAGCACCGAAUCGGAGCUUAAGAUGGGGAUCUACGGCAGGGUUUAGGGUUGAUUUGAGCUUUAAGUCGGAAUUCGGAUGGGAAAAUGAAUAAUCUUUAGGUCUGAGGGGCGAUUUGAAGACAUUUGAGGUCAAUUUUGGGUAUGGCAACUCCGGUGGAACCUCCAAAUGGGGUCAGAAAUGAAGGAAAACAUUACUACUCCAUGUGGCAGACGCUUUUUGAGAUUGAUACAAAAUAUGUCCCAAUCAAGCCCAUCGGUCGAGGUGCCUAUGGCAUAGUGUGUUCUUCAGUUAACAGAGAAACUAAUGAAAAGCUUGCUAUCAAGAAAAUUCACAAUGCCUUUGAAAAUCGUGUUGAUGCACUAAGAACUUUACGGGAGCUGAAGCUUCUCCGGCAUCUCAGACAUGAAAAUGUGAUAGCUCUGAAAGAUGUCAUGCUCCCUAUUCACAAGGGAAGCUUCAAAGACGUGUACUUGGUAUACGAGCUUAUGGAUACAGAUUUGCAUCAGAUCAUCAAGUCAUCUCAAGCACUUUCAAAUGACCAUUGCCAGUACUUCCUUUUCCAGUUACUUAGAGGUCUGAAAUAUCUUCACUCUGCAAAUAUUCUUCAUCGCGAUUUAAAGCCUGGCAACCUGCUCAUCAAUGCUAACUGUGAUCUUAAAAUAUGUGAUUUCGGCCUUGCUCGUACCAGCAGCAGUCAAGGCCAGUUCAUGACUGAGUAUGUGGUUACUCGCUGGUAUCGGGCCCCAGAGCUCCUUCUCUGCUGUGACAACUAUGGGACUUCAAUAGAUGUAUGGUCUGUUGGUUGCAUCUUUGCAGAACUCCUUGGCCGAAAGCCUAUAUUUCCCGGUACAGAGUGUCUUAACCAGCUAAAGUUAAUCGUCAACAUCCUUGGCAGCCAAAAGGAAGAUGAUCUUGAUUUCAUUGACAAUCCAAAGGCAAAGAAAUACAUCAGAACUCUUCCAUACUCCCUUGGGACUCCCUUCACCCAUCUUUACCCCCACGCCCAUCCUCUGGCAAUCGAUCUAUUGCAGAAGAUGCUUGUCUUUGACCCUUCAAAGAGAAUAAGCGUUACUGAUGCACUCCAACACCCGUACAUGUCUCCCCUGUACGACCCGAGAUGUGAUCCUCCAGCUCAGGUCCCAAUCAAUCUCGACAUAGAUGAGGAUUUAGAGGAGGGGAUGAUUAGAGAAAUGAUGUGGACUGAGAUACUGCACUACCACCCAGAAGGUGCUCCUGCAACCACUGAAAUCGCCAUUUGAAGAUUCGACGUUGUAAGUCUGUGUUCUGUUUAAGUUAUAAGAACCUUGAUCAUUUGGGUUCCUUUUUUUCUUUUCCUUAUUUAGCCUCUUAUUUCAAUAAUCAUGAGAGCAAUGGCAUUAACAGUUUGAGCUGCUAAUGUUCUGCUAAUAUCGGCAUUUGGAAUGCGGUUCACGGGCUUGGCCUCUUUUCAAGAGCGCAAUUGCCUUGUAAUCUGUACAUAGGUCUGGUGUUGUAUGCCAUCAACAUUUCCUGUACAUUACUUAUCCCUCCAUGAAUAUUUUUUUUUCUUCAAAAUAAUAUUGUAGGUGUUGUAGAAAUUAUACACUUUUUAUAGUAGUUGAGACACUUGCAUGAUAAGGCAUAAGCAUGAUUAUUGAUUUUCUGGGUA
Salvia splendens (bonfire salvia) is the source of this 1817-nucleotide messenger RNA. RefSeq names its product mitogen-activated protein kinase homolog NTF3. The record is from RefSeq and is a predicted model, not a curated record. NCBI's taxonomy places the organism in Eukaryota, Viridiplantae, Streptophyta, Magnoliopsida, Lamiales, Lamiaceae. Gene Ontology annotation, biological process: protein phosphorylation. Gene Ontology annotation, molecular function: ATP binding; MAP kinase activity. Bases 310 to 1428 code for a protein of 372 amino acids. The transcript is spliced from 3 exons.